This is a messenger RNA of Pedinophyceae sp. YPF-701, 1440 nucleotides long. Lineage: Eukaryota; Viridiplantae; Chlorophyta; Pedinophyceae. The record is from the annotation of a GenBank genome assembly.
AUGGAGGUCGACGGGGCGUACGCGACGCUCGUCGGCGGCCAGCUGACGGGCGCCAGGUCCGGCGACAGGCGCGUCAACAUGGGCGCCGUCACCAACCUGGUUGGCGGCGUCACGCGCUGGAAACGGCGGCUCGACUGGCUCAUUUCGCACGUGGCGAGCCGGGACAUCGACACCCUCGAGCUGCCCGUCCGCCUGAUGCUGCGGAUCGGGUUCUACGAGGUCCUGCAGCUCGAGGUUCCGCCGCACACCGUCAACGAGCACGUCGAGCUCACGAAGCAGCUCUCCCCGGGGGGCGCGCAGCUCGUCAACGCCGUGCUGCGCAAUCUCCUGCGGGCCAAGGACGCCGGGCAGCUCCCGCGCGUCGAGCAGCCGGGCCCGGGCGCGACCGCGGCGGAGCACGCCGACGCCAUGGCGGUCGCGAGCAGCCACCCGACGUGGCUCGUGGAGCGCUGGCUGGAGCGGUUCGGCACGGAGGGGACGCUCAAGCUCCUGAACCACAACAACGGGCCCCCGUCGUUCGGCCUGCGGCCAAGCAUUGCGCGCGGGGCGACGGUGGACAGCGUCCGGAGGGCCGCGGAGGAACUGGGUGUAGAAGUCGCACCGUCGCGGUAUCUUCCGAGGGAGUUCCUCGUCGUGCGUUCCGGCCUUGGCGACCUCCUGCGCGCCGGGAUCGUCGCCGAGGGGCGCGCCGCGGUCCAGGACGAGUCGGCCGGCUGCGUAGUGGCGGUGCUGAACCCGCAGCCCGGGGACCGCGUCCUGGACUGUUGCGCCGCGCCUGGCGGCAAGGCCAUGUUCUCUGCUGCGCGCAUGGGCCCCACGGGGCGCGUCCUGGCGCUGGACCUGCACGAGAGUCGCGUGCAGGCCAUGGACAAGGCGGCGGAGCUCCAGGGGCUGCGGAAGGUCGUGGCGACCAUGGCGGUCGACCUCCACGUCUUCUCGAAGAAGUGGCGCCAGGCCGUCGCGGCGGAGCGGCCCCUCGGGGCCGACGGCGAAUUCCCACGCAGUGCCAAGGAGCGCGAGGCCCUGCAGCCGUUCUGCGAUCCGGCGACGGGCGUGCCCGAGCUGUUCGACCGCGUGCUGCUGGACGCGCCGUGCACGGGCCUGGGGACGCUGUCGCGGCGGGCAGACAUUCGCUGGCAGAGGUCUCUGGAGGACCUGAAGGAGCUGACGCAGCUGCAGGCGCGACUCCUGGACGCCGCGGCGCCGCUCGUCAAGCCCGGCGGGCUGCUGGUGUACAGCACGUGCACCAUGGAGCCCGAGGAGAACGGCGCGCAGGUGGAGGCGUUCCUGCGGCGGCACGCGGGCGCGUUCACGCUCGAGCCAGUGCCGGAGGGGAAGGUGCACCCGCAGGUCGUGGCGCCCGAGGGGUGGAUGGCGACGCUGCCGCAGCGCGACGGCAUCGACGGAGCGUUCGCCGCGCGCCUGCGCCGGAGGUCGUAG